Molecule: messenger RNA, 1395 nt
Organism: Rhinolophus ferrumequinum (greater horseshoe bat)
Lineage: Eukaryota; Metazoa; Chordata; Mammalia; Chiroptera; Rhinolophidae
Gene: RHEX
Product: regulator of hemoglobinization and erythroid cell expansion
Exons: 7
Coding region: 287-814 (175 amino acids)
Cellular component (GO): plasma membrane
Source: RefSeq, a predicted model, not a curated record
UUCUAUCAGGAUGUUGCUGAAACACAGGCUGGGAUCAGACUUUGCUCAUGCUCCCAGGGAUGUGUCCCAACCACCUGGGGUGAGGCCCUGCCGUGGUGACCAACACUGAAGGGAAUCCAGAGACCAAGUUUCUGAUACCCAGGACAAAGACCUCUAGGACAGUCCUGCUGGUGGUGCCAUUUGGAGACGAGGAGCCCAGGGUGAUUCCUCUGAAGUCUUUUUCUGCAGCACAGGGAAGAGCCUGAGCCCCACUCAUGACCCGUGGCUGCCCUGUAAGAAGCUCAUCAUGCUGACAGAAGACAUGAAGCUCUGGCAAGGCUUAGUGAUCGCAGUUGUGUCCCUCAUCUUACAGGCCUGCCUCCUCACAGUCAUGAACUAUCUGCUCGGCAGGCACAUGGCCAAAGAGAAUGAACGAUUACUAAAAAGAGCCAGGCUCCAGGUCCCCAGGCCCAGCCCUGCCCACCACCACUCACCUGCUGCCCAGGAGAUGAAAGAGACUUGGGCAGAGAGAAGCACCCCUGUGUCGGAAGCUCGUUACAGGGAUGACGACGAUACAUCCUCAGAUAGCUCUGACACCUCGGACAGUUCCAGCAGAUCCCCUCCCACCUGCCAGGCCACCAAGGAUGUGAAUUACACACAAGUGAUCUUUUCAGCCACUGGAGGACGAGAAAAUGAAUCUGCCCCAGACUAUGAGAACGUAAAGGAAGCCAUAGAUUAUGUCAAUAUCAAUCCAAAAAGCCACAAGCAUAAUUUGUGGACUUGUGUGAACCCUGCUGUCUCUGAGCCAGUGGAAUACACUCAAGUGGCCGUGUGAAUUCUAGGGGUUUUUCUUUUGCCGUUGUUGUUGUUUUUAAAUGGGAUAAAGUUCUCUACGAAUUCUUGUACUUAUUUAACAAGACAUAGGAGGAAAACACAGGCUUGUAUCUCAGCAAGAAAGAUUCAGAUGAGAUGUUAGGAAGAACUUCCAGGUUAAAUAUGAAAACACUGGAACAUAUCAGUAGAGAAAGUGGUGAAGUCUUCAUAGAAAAUUUUUAAAAGAUUUAAAUCAGCUGUAGUAGAAUUUUGUUUGUCAGUCUUACGAUUAAAUAACUCUUUGAGCUCUUUAAUUAUUGGCAAUAAACAACUUCCUAGAAAGUUUAAAGGCCAGCCCGGUGGCUCAGGUGGUUGGAGCGCCGUGCGAGGUCACUGGUUCGAUUCCCACAUGGGCCAGUGAGUUGCGCCCUCUACAGCUAAGAUUGUGAACAACAGUUCUCCUGGAGCUGGGCUGCUGUGAGCUGCCGUGAGCAGCUGUGAGCGGCCAAAUGACGACUGACGACCCACUGCCUCAGCCGAGGCAAGGCUCAUAACACCAGCAUGGGCCAGGGAGCUGUGAACUACACAACUAGACUGAGAAAC